Gasterosteus aculeatus aculeatus (three-spined stickleback) is the source of this 11160-nucleotide messenger RNA. Lineage: Eukaryota; Metazoa; Chordata; Actinopteri; Perciformes; Gasterosteidae. The record is from RefSeq and is a predicted model, not a curated record.
UGCCAUCACUGUAUCAUGGGGACUGUCACUACCUGUAACUGCAAGAAAUCACAUGAAGUUUCUGUCUACAUCUUUGUCUUUGUUGCAGAUACUGAGAAAAAUGAUGUAGUAUUUCUUAUUGAUGGAUCGUUUGACUCAAGAAACGGCUUUGAAGAGAUACGACUCUUUGUUAAAAAAAUAGUUGAAAGUUUAAACAUAGAUGAGAACAGAGACCAAGUUGCUGUUGUUCAAUACAACCGUGACUCCACAGUCAACUUCUACCUGAAUUCCUAUUCAACCAAGAAUGAUGUUCUCAAUUCCAUUGGAAAAAUAAGACACAAGUCGGGGAGACCCCUCAACAUUGGCAAAGCACUUGAGUUUGUCAGAGACAAUGUCUUUGCUGCUUCAGUUGGAGGUAGAAAUGCAGAAUCAGUCCCACAAUAUCUGUAUGUUUUUAGUGGUGGAAGAUCAGGGGAUGAUGUCAGAGGACCAGCACAGUCUCUCAAAGUGAAUGGGAUAAAGACUUUUACUAUUGGCUCAAAGAAUGCUGAUACGUUGGAAAUGCAAACCAUCUCUUUCACGCCUGCAUAUUAUUUUCAUGUGACAAACUUCAACAAUCUGCAAAGCAUACAUCCAUCUGUCGAGGCCACAUUGAGGGGUACAGAAGACACAACAGAAUUUCCAACUGUGAAUGUGGUGGCAAAGCCAACGGGAAGAGAUGUUGUGUUCUUGCUGGAUGGAUCUGAUGGUACUAGAACUGGCUUCCGAGCCAUGCAAGACUUUGUCCAAAGAGUAGUAGAGAGACUCAGUGUUGAUGAUAGCAAAGACCGUGUCGCAGUGGUUCAGUACAGCAGAGAGCCAACUGUCCAGUUCUAUUUGAACACAUAUGGGACAAAAGUCCAGAUCCUUGACGUCGUCAAAGGUUUGAGGCACAAAGGCGGAAGACCCCUCAACACUGGAGCAGCUCUCCAGUACUUGAGGGACAAUGUUUUCACAGCCUCUGCCGGAAGCAGGCGCCUGGAAGGAGCUCCACAGGUCCUGAUACUGCUAAGUGGUGGACGGUCUUCUGACAGUGUUGAUGCGGCAGCUUCUGCUCUUAAACAGUUGGGUGUCAUGACCUUUGCAAUUGGAACCAGGGGAUCUGAUAGCAGAGAACUGCAGAAGAUAUCCCACGAUGACAAUUCUGCUGUCUCUGUGUCUGAUUUCACCGACCUUCAACUCAUCCAAGAGCAACUUCAGUCCUCUCUGGAGGUUUUGGUUACUGACGUCAAACCUGAAUCCCCAACUGAACUUGCUCACACUACCCAAAGGGAUAUUGUUUUCCUUCUGGAUGGCUCUGACAGCACAAGGAAUGGCUUCCCCGCUGUGCGUGAUUUUGUUGAGAAAGUGGUUGAAAAACUAAAUGUGGGCGAAAGAAAAGACCGUGUCUCUGUAGUCCAAUACAGCAGAGAUGUAGAGGUCCAAUUCUAUUUGAAUACAUACACCACAAAAGAAGAUAUUUUGGAUUCGGUAAGAGGGCUGAAGCACAAAGGAGGCAGGCCUCUCAACACCGGGGCUGCCCUUCAAUACGUCAGCGACAACGUCUUUACAAACCCCGCCGGGAGUAGGCGCCUGCAAGGUGUUCCGCAGAUUUUGAUUCUACUAAAUGGUGGAAGGUCUUUUGACAAUGUAGAUACUCCAGCCUCUGUUCUGAAACAGCAGGGCAUCAUUGUCAUUGGCAUUGGAACGAGGAACUCUGACAGUGGGGAGCUGCGGAGGGUAUCACAUGACCCAAAUUACACUCUAUCUGUGUCGGAAUUCACUGAACUCCCCAGUGUCCAAGAACAGAUUUCCUCUCUAAUGAGCACAGUGCUUGUGAGGGCCACACCCAUGACACCAACAGUAACUGUGGUGGCAAAGCCAACGGGAAGAGAUGUUGUGUUCUUGCUGGAUGGAUCUGACGGUACUAGAACUGGAUUCCGAGCCAUGCAAGACUUUGUCCAAAGAGUAGUAGAGAGACUCAGUGUUGAUGAUAGCAAAGACCGUGUCGCAGUGGUUCAGUACAGCAGAGAGCCAACUGUCCAGUUCUAUUUGAACACAUAUGGGACAAAAGUCCAGAUCCUUGACGUCGUCAAAGGUUUGAGGCACAAAGGCGGAAGACCCCUCAACACUGGAGCAGCUCUCCAGUACUUGAGGGACAAUGUUUUCACAGCCUCUGCCGGAAGCAGGCGCCUGGAAGGAGCUCCACAGGUCCUGAUACUGCUAAGUGGUGGACGGUCUUCUGACAGUGUUGAUGCGGCAGCCUCUGCUCUUAAACAGUUGGGUGUCAUGACCUUUGCAAUUGGAACCAGGGGAUCUGAUAGCAGAGAACUGCAGAAGAUAUCCCACGAUGACAAUUCUGCUGUCUCUGUGUCUGAUUUCACCGACCUUCAACUCAUCCAAGAGCAACUUCAGUCCUCUCUGGAGGUUUUGGUUACUGACGUCAAACCUGAAUCCCCAACUGAACUUGCUCACACUACCCAAAGGGAUAUUGUUUUCCUUCUGGAUGGCUCUGACAGCACAAGGAAUGGCUUCCCCGCUGUGCGUGAUUUUGUUGAGAAAGUGGUUGAAAAACUAAAUGUGGGCGAAAGAAAAGACCGUGUCUCUGUAGUCCAAUACAGCAGAGAUGUAGAGGUCCAAUUCUAUUUGAAUACAUACACCACAAAAGAAGAUAUUUUGGAUUCGGUAAGAGGGCUGAAGCACAAAGGAGGCAGGCCUCUCAACACCGGGGCUGCCCUUCAAUACGUCAGCGACAACGUCUUUACAAACCCCGCCGGGAGUAGGCGCCUGCAAGGUGUUCCGCAGAUUUUGAUUCUACUAAAUGGUGGAAGGUCUUUUGACAAUGUAGAUACUCCAGCCUCUGUUCUGAAACAGCAGGGCAUCCUUGUCAUUGGCAUUGGAACGAGGAACUCUGACAGUGGGGAGCUGCGGAGGGUAUCACAUGACCCAAAUUACACUCUAUCUGUGUCGGAAUUCACUGAACUCCCCAGUGUCCAAGAACAGAUUUCCUCUCUAAUGAGCACAGUGCUUGUCAGGGCCACACCCAUGACACCAACAGUAACUGUGGUGGCAAAGCCAACGGGAAGAGAUGUUGUGUUCUUGCUGGAUGGAUCUGACGGUACUAGAACUGGAUUCCGAGCCAUGCAAGACUUUGUCCAAAGAGUAGUAGAGAGACUCAGUGUUGAUGAUAGCAAAGACCGUGUCGCAGUGGUUCAGUACAGCAGAGAGCCAACUGUCCAGUUCUAUUUGAACACAUAUGGGACAAAAGUCCAGAUCCUUGACGUCGUCAAAGGUUUGAGGCACAAAGGCGGAAGACCCCUCAACACUGGAGCAGCUCUCCAGUACUUGAGGGACAAUGUUUUCACAGCCUCUGCCGGAAGCAGGCGCCUGGAAGGAGCUCCACAGGUCCUGAUACUGCUAAGUGGUGGACGGUCUUCUGACAGUGUUGAUGCGGCAGCUUCUGCUCUUAAACAGUUGGGUGUCAUGACCUUUGCAAUUGGAACCAGGGGAUCUGAUAGCAGAGAACUGCAGAAGAUAUCCCACGAUGACAAUUCUGCUGUCUCUGUGUCUGAUUUCACCGACCUUCAACUCAUCCAAGAGCAACUUCAGUCCUCUCUGGAGGUUUUGGUUACUGACGUCAAACCUGAAUCCCCAACUGAACUUGCUCACACUACCCAAAGGGAUAUUGUUUUCCUUCUGGAUGGCUCUGACAGCACAAGGAAUGGCUUCCCCGCUGUGCGUGAUUUUGUUGAGAAAGUGGUUGAAAAACUAAAUGUGGGCGAAAGAAAAGACCGUGUCUCUGUAGUCCAAUACAGCAGAGAUGUAGAGGUCCAAUUCUAUUUGAAUACAUACACCACAAAAGAAGAUAUUUUGGAUUCGGUAAGAGGGCUGAAGCACAAAGGAGGCAGGCCUCUCAACACCGGGGCUGCCCUUCAAUACGUCAGCGACAACGUCUUUACAAACCCCGCCGGGAGUAGGCGCCUGCAAGGUGUUCCGCAGAUUUUGAUUCUACUAAAUGGUGGAAGGUCUUUUGACAAUGUAGAUACUCCAGCCUCUGUUCUGAAACAGCAGGGCAUCAUUGUCAUUGGCAUUGGAACGAGGAACUCUGACAGUGGGGAGCUGCGGAGGGUAUCACAUGACCCAAAUUACACUCUAUCUGUGUCGGAAUUCACUGAACUCCCCAGUGUCCAAGAACAGAUUUCCUCUCUAAUGAGCACAGUGCUUGUGAGGGCCACACCCAUGACACCAACAGUAACUGUGGAGAUGCAGGGCCCCCAGAAGGAUGUCGUUUUUCUUGUUGAUGGAUCUGAUGGCGUUGGAAUGGAAUUUCCUAUCAUUCGGGAGUUUAUCCGCAGGGUUGUAGAGAGUCUCAAUGUGGGCGAGAAUAAGAUCCGGAUUGGUGUCGUCCAGUAUGGUGACUCUGCUCAAGCUGACAUGUUUCUGAAUGCACAUAAAACUAAAGAAAGUGUUUUGCAAGCUGUCAGGGGAAUCAACCAGCGAGGGGGACGACAGCGUAAUCUGGGUCAGGCCUUGCAGUUUGUCAAGCAGGAUGUUCUGACAGCAACACGUGGUAGCAGGAAGGCAGAGGGUGUACCUCAGUUCGUAAUUGUCAUCUCCAGCGGGUCCUCAACAGAUGACAUCCGUAGUGCGGCGUCUUCCCUCAAACAAUCCAGAGUUCUUCCUUUCAGCAUCGGGACCAGGGAUGUCAAUCCUACAGAACUUCAGACCGUGUCAUACGUGCCUAACUUUGCUUUUGCUAUCGAUGACCUUCCUGGCCUUUACACAGUAAAAGAAAACUUAAUCACCACCCUCACCGAGCUGUCAGAUGCGGAUAUCACCAGGAUGCGUCCAGUAUUCCCAACAACUGAAGUGAUCACAACACCCACUGGAGGAGAAAAGAGGGAUGUUGUAUUUCUGAUAGAUGGCACCACAACUGUGCGUAAUGAGUUCCCUUCCAUCCGUGAAAUGAUAACAAGAGUUGUGGGGAAGCUGGAUGUAGGAUUGGAUAAGGUCAGAAUUUCAGUGGUUCAGUACAGUGAUGUACCGAAGCUUGAAUUUCUUCUCAAUGAAUUCUCCACCAAAGACGAGGUACGCCAGGCUGUGACAAAACUUCAAAGCAAAGGCGGGGAACGUCUAAACACAGGUGCCGCUCUUGAGUGGGUCUAUAGAAAUAUCUACCAGAGGUCAGCAGGAAGCCGCAUUGAGGAUGGUGUGCCCCAGUUCCUCAUUCUAGUUACAGGUGGAAAGUCGACAGAUGAUGUGUCCGCUUCAGCUGAACAACUUAAGAGAAACCAGGUUGCACCUCUUGCCAUUGGUUCAAGAAAUGCAGACCCUGAUGAAUUGAGACUGAUUUCACUGAAGCCUGAACUGGUAUAUACAGUUGACAGUUUCCGGCAGCUGUCAAGAGUGGAGUCGCAGCUAAUUGAUUCAGUCAAAACAAUAUCCACCACUGACCCUUAUGUUCCUCCAGACGUCUUUGAUGUACCAAAUCUUGGGAGAAAGGACAUUAUUUUCCUUAUUGAUGGCUCAGACAACACGGGUGUUGGGGGCUUAGCCCAUAUUCGUGACUUCAUCCUUAACAUUGUCCAACAACUCGACGUGCAGCCUGAUCAAGUGCGCGUAGGGGUUGUCCAGUACGCAGACCAAGUCAAAACAGAGUUCUCACUCAACUCUCACAACAACAAGCCAGCUGUUGUCUCCGCUAUUAAAAGACUUCGUCAGAUGGGUGGCCGGUCUUCAGAUCUGGCUGAUGCCAUUACCUAUGUUCAACGGAAUGAGUUAAAACCUGCUUCAGGGGUUCGUCCAGAGGCCUCCCAGCAUCUUGUGGUACUCACAGGUGGACGUUCUCCUCAAGAUGUUUCCAUCUACGGACCUCUGCUUAAAGGAGCUCGUGUCAACUGCAUUGGUGUUGGGGCUGCUAAUGCCGACACAAAGCAGCUAACCCAAAUAGCCACAACCUCAGCUGAUGUCCUCAAGGUUCCUGACUUCAGUGGCCUGCAAGCAAUCCGUGAGGUGCUUAUUGACAGGUUGAUUGGGACCAUUACUGAGGAACCACCAAGAGGACCUGACCCACCUCCACAAAAAAAAGCUGAUAUAGUGUUUUUGGUAGAUGGCUCCAUUAACUUAGGCAAGAACAACUUCAAUGAAGUUAUGUUGUUUAUUACCAACCUAAUUGAUCUGUUCUUCAACGAGAGAGACGACCUGCGGAUCGGUCUGGCACAUUAUGCCACAGAUGUUACUGACGUCUUCUAUCUCAACACAUACCAGAACCGGGAGGACAUUUUAAGUGCAAUUGGCCGAGCACAAUAUAAAGGUGGACGUAGAAUAAAUACUGGUGCAGCCAUACGCCACGCUCAAAAUGUUCACUUUACCAAAGGAAAAGGCAGCAGAAUGGAUGAGGGCACUCCUCAAAUCCUAAUGGUAGUCACUGGAGGUCGCUCAGCUGAUGAUGGUAAAACAGCCGCCCUGGGUCUAAAGCAGAAAGGUGUGAGAAUCUUUGCUGUAGGAGUAGGCGACAUUGAGAAUGAAUUAGAAAACUUAGCGAGUGAGGCUUCCACUGUGGCUAGAGCAAGGACCUUUCAGGAACUGUCAGAGCUUAAUGAGCAAAUUCUGGAGACUUUGGACGAUGAAGUGAAAGGCAGUCUGUGUCAUGGUGGAGAGGAAACCUCUAAAACCUGCAGCAUAGAGGUGUUGGUGGGCUUUGAUGUUUCUGCCCAGAACAUCUUCAAUGCUCAGACCAACCUCCAGAUGAAGGUUGACGCCAUUCUGAAUAGGAUUUCCCAAUCGGCAGCUAUCAGUUGCUCAUCUGGGCAGAUUCCCUCUGUGCAAAUUGGCAUGCUGGCCUUAGACUCGGCUUCUGAGCCGGUCCAGCUGGACUUCACAGACAGGGUUGGUGAGCUCUUUGAGGCAUUCAAAGCCCUACGGAAUCGUGGCCCCUUUGUCCUCAAUGGCAAGACCAUCUCAGCUUACACAAAUAGCUUCAAAACCAGAGAGGCUGGCAUUGUCAAGGUUGUUAUUCAUCUUACUGAUGGUAUUGAUGCCCCAUUUGAUGAAUUGAAAAAGCAAGUUGAGGAGCUUCGUUUGUCAGGAGUGAGCAGUUUCAUCCUGGUCGGCCUUGAGCGAGUUCCCAAAUUUGAGGAAGCUUUGCUGCUGGAAUUUGGUCGUGGAUUCAGGUACACCAGACCUUUACGACUCAACAUCCUGGACUUGGACGAUGAGCUAACUGAAGAACUGGAUCAUAUUGCAGAGAGGGAGUGCUGUAAUGUGCCAUGCAAAUGCAGUGGCACCAGAGGAAACAGAGGAGCAGGUGGAGACUCAGGGACUAAGGGGGAUCCGGGAUCACCAGGAAGCCAAGGACAUCCUGGAGAUGAGGGUGGACCUGGAGAGAGAGGUCCUCCUGGGGUUAAUGGAACUCAGGGUUUCCAGGGAUGUCCUGGACAAAGAGGUGUCAAGGGUUCUCGCGGUUACUCAGGAGAAAAGGGUGACUUUGGAGAAAUUGGACUUGAUGGCAUCAAUGGAGAAGAAGGCAAAGGUGGAGUGGCCGGACCCCCAGGAGACCGAGGAAACGCUGGCAGGAGAGGUCCCAAAGGCACAAAAGGACAAGUAGGAGACAGAGGAGAAGUGGGAUUCAGAGGAGACCCUGGUGUAGGCGGAAAAAAUAACAACAGCACCGGACCUAAAGGAGACGCUGGUGAUGCUGGACUAGCGGGAAGGCCUGGUCAGGAUGGACAGAAGGGGGGCCCCGGUGAACUCGGCAGACCGGGAGCUAAAGGAAGAAGAGGCUCACAUGGGCAGGCUGGUAUUCCCGGAAAAGCAGGUGAUGAUGGCGUUCAAGGAGAACCUGGUAUAGGAGGAUCAAGAGGUCCUCCAGGACCAAACGGUGCACCGGGACCCAGAGGAGAAGAUGGAAACGCUGGACCCAGAGGUCCCGGAGGGGAUCCAGGUCCCGCUGGAGAUAGGGGUAGAAGAGGAGCUCUUGGUCGCAAGGGUGAACCAGGAGAUCCAGGACCGAAGGGUGUUAUAGGGCCGCUUGGUCCCCGCGGAGAGUCGGGUGAAGAUGGGAGAGAUGGGUUUGGCGUUCAAGGGCCUAAAGGAAGAAAGGGUGAUGCAGGCUUCCCAGGGUUCCCAGGACCAAAGGCUCCAGCUGGUGUACCCGGCACGAUGGGAGGACCUGGACGCAAAGGGAAUCCUGGACAGGGGGGUAUCUCUGGGAAUAUUGGCACACCGGGACCAAAGGGAGAUUUUGGAUACCCUGGGCCAUAUGGACAGAAAGGCCCGAGAGGACCAGGCGUUGUGCAAUGUGACCUGGUUAAGAAGAUCAGAGAAAACUGUCCCUGCUGUUAUGGUCAGCAGGAAUGCCCGCUCUAUCCCACUGAGCUGGCCUUUGCCUUGGAUGCUUCUGAAGGUGUUGGCCGCCCGGCCUUCAACAAUAUGCGAGAAACAGUCCUGCGUCUAGUCAGAGAAAUCACCAUCUCCGAGAGUAGCUGUCCAAGAGGAGCCCGUGUUGCUUUAACCCUCUACAACAAUGAAGUAACCACUGAGGUUCGGUUCGCUGAUGCAAUGAAGAAACGCGUCCUGUUGCAGCGCAUUGAGGGACUUCAGACCCUGCAGACCCGGAAGCAGCGCAGCUUGGACACAGCCAUGAGCUUUUUGGCCCACAACACCUUUAAGAGAGUGCGCAGCGGCUUCCUCAUGAGGAAGGUGGCCAUUUUCUUCGUUGGAGGGACAGUCAGUCAGGCACAAACAGUCACCAACGCAGCUCUUCGCCUCCACGACGCCGGAAUUGCCACUCUGUUUCUGGUGCCUCGUGAGGACCGAGCUCUUAGCAGAGCGCUGGAGGUCAACAACACAGCACUGGCCCAAGUGAUUGUCCUUCCAAAUGCUGGAAGUGCACAGUACAAUUCAGUAAUCCAGAAGGUGAUGAACUGCCAUGUCUGCUUUGACAUUUGCUCUCCGGACCAAAUGUGUGACUAUGUUCCACCAUCGUCCGGUCGAGAUAGGAGGUCCUCAACCACAGACGUGGACAUCGACAUGGCUUUCGUCAUCGACAGCUCUGAGUCUACCUACCCAACAGUUUUCACAGAGAUUAAGCGUUACAUUGCACACAUAGUGGAGCAGCUGCAGGUGUCUUCAAAUCCCACAUCUUCCGUUAACCACGCCAGAGUGUCCGUGAUUCAGCAAGCACCUUACAAGUUCCUCCACAACAAAACUGGCUCCGCCAUCCAUGUGGACAUUGGUUUAACCGAUCACCACUCAGCUCAGGACUUUGUCAAAUUUCUACUGGAGAAGACACCACAGUUAGAGGGUGGCCGGGCGCUGGCAGCAGCUAUCGAAUCCACAGUGGAGCAGGUGUUUGAGAAGGCGCCUCUCCACCGUGACAGGAAAGUGCUGAUGUUCUUUGUGACAGGGAGUGUGGAAGAAGAAGAGGUGCCGCUUUUGCGUAUUGCCACUGAGGUCAAGUGCAGAGGCUACUUCCUGGUCAUCCUGGGCGUUGGUGACAAGUUGAGUGCAGGAGAUACCCGUGUCUUGUCACUCAUGGCCAGCGAGCCGUCAGAUGUCUUCUUCAAGCGUCUAGACAGCAUCUCGGAAUUUUAUGACAAAAACAUCCAGACCUUUGGCCAGCUUUUGCCAAAGUAUAUCAGCAUCGAAAAUGCUUUCUACAUGUCCCCUGAAGUCUCCAAAAACUGCAAGUGGUUCCAGAGUGACCAACCACUUAAAAACCCCUUUACACCAUCACAACAACAGGAGAAACAUCAGAAACAUCAUGAAAAACAACAAGAAGUUCAUCAAAGAAAGCACAACGAUGCCGAUGAGCUGCACGUCUCCAACGUCACAUCCAGUAGCUUGAAAUUGCGUUGGACCGGCCCAGACCCCAAGCUCUUUGUCUACUACGAGGUUGUGGUGACUCGGCUGCAUGACCACGCUCUGGUGCUGAAGACCAACGUGUCAGACGUCGAGCUUUCGGUGGACAACUUAGAAAGUGCCCAAACAUAUCAUCUUGUGGUCUACGCCCACAAUGCAGAGGGUGAAACUGUCUCUACCCGCAAAGGCAUCAUUACUACCAAAGCAGCAGAUCACAAGCCAGAGCAUAAGCACGCUAACCAAAGCCCGAGCACUGUGAGCACCGCACCACUGGACAAACCAGAAACAGUGCCGGAGCCUCAGCCAGAAGAGCAGCAGGCUGAAAAAGUGCAGAUCCUCCCGAAUCCUGACUCUACAGCAGUGGACAUUUGCCAGCUUCCCAAAGAGGAAGGUACUUGUGCCAAAUUUGUCCUCAAGUGGCACUUCGAUGCCCUGAGCAAGAGCUGCACGCGUUUCUGGUAUGGAGGCUGCGGCGGGAACCAAAAUCGCUUUGACACGCAUCAGCAGUGUCUUAAGGCUUGCGGAAAAGCAGCACCCAUCAACCAAGGAGUCAUGGAUGCAAUAAGAACAUAGGAUGAAACAUGGCUGGCUGCCCCCCUGUUUAGGGGAUUCUUAGGAGCAUCACCCCAAAUAGCCACACUGUAAGGAUGUAAUACUAAAGCAACGGUGGCUGCACUGGAUUCCACAAAAAAUGGACUUUAUCCCCGAAAUUCUUGAAGUAGAGAAGGGAGGCAACACGAUCUGCUGCAUAAUUAGUUUGAACCUUCUGGUGCUAUAUAUUUGUUUUUAAGUGCAUACAGUCUUGUAACGUCCCAUUUUCCGGAACAACGGCAUCAUAUCUCAAGUUUAAAAAAAAGCAGUUUAAUGACAACAACAUUAAAGAACAGUUUUAAGUAAUACAUCCGUACAAGCAGGACUUGCAUUAUUCAAUGCAGUCUUUUUUUCUCAUAUAUUGUAUAUUUUACAUUCCACAUUCACAUUGCAACAUUGACUUUUAUUGAUCUAUAUUGUUUUAAAACACACGUGGUCUCUGUGGAAUCAUCACUACACUAUUCUACAGUCACGGAAUCCAAAGCAAUGUUUACACAAUUUUUGUACGCUGGUUUUAUGAUUUCAUAAUGAUGAUUACCAAACAUUGAUGUAAUGUUAAGUGCACUUCUGGAUCCACUGCCUCAAACACACUUAGUUCCAGCUGAUGAGAAAUGGAAUAUACUUGUCAAACAGUUUUCUUUCAUUUGGUUUUACUGAAAUGUGUGUUCAAUCGGGGUGUAGUGGUAAAUAAACACAAGACUUUCUAAUAUA